Cryptococcus wingfieldii CBS 7118 is the source of this 1620-nucleotide messenger RNA. RefSeq lists its product as hypothetical. The transcript is spliced from 2 exons. Gene Ontology annotation, biological process: DNA damage response. The coding region runs from base 1 to 1620 and encodes 539 amino acids. NCBI's taxonomy places the organism in Eukaryota, Fungi, Basidiomycota, Tremellomycetes, Tremellales, Cryptococcaceae. The record is from RefSeq and is a predicted model, not a curated record. Gene Ontology annotation, molecular function: histone H3K56 acetyltransferase activity. Gene Ontology annotation, cellular component: nucleus.
AUGCCAACCCCACAAUCCCUCCGCACACACCUCCUCUCCUCCCUCUCCCCACUCCCAAACACAUCCCCUCUCGGGCUUACCAUCCUUGCCUCUCACCCCAAACGCACUAAAGACCUUUAUCCGCACGCUGUCAGCCCGCCAAAAGCGUUGAAACAAGAUUGGCUGGUGGUGUGUGAUGCUGAGGUUGAGAGUAAUGGGCAGACGGGUGGGGAGGGGCAGGAAGGGAGUCAGGAAGCGACAGUGGGCGGGGAGAAGGAAGGGGAAGGGGUGGAUGGAGAUGCUGGGAAGGGGAAUAAACCCAGGGUACUUGUCGCCGCCAUAUCCGCCUACCUCUACACCUUCCCCUCCCCCUCUUCCUCACCCUCAUCCCCCUCAUCCCCACCAGCAAUCCUCUACAUCUCCAAAGUCGACUCCUCCGGCUACUCAUCCCCUUCCGCCCCCCUCCCCCUUACUCGCCACCUCAUCCGCUCUUUCCUCACCUUCUUCAUCUCCACCCACCCAUCACUCCGGGUACAGCUUUUCGCAAGAGCGCAGAAGCAGUAUUUGUUUGCGAAUUCUGGGGAGGGAGGGGGGAAGAAGGUGCUUGGUGGGAUGGGGCUUUGUAAGUGGUGGAAGGGGGUUUAUGAGGAGAGUGUUUCUGCCUUUGCGGAAGCUCAGGCUCAGGCUCAGAAGGAGAAGGAGAAAGAGGGAGGAGAAGAAGGAAGAGACGUGAAACUCGCAUUCAUACUCCCAGGGUACGAUCAAUCAGAAGCGCACUCCCUUCUCGGUCCCGGUCGGCCCCUACCCGCUGGUAUCACUUGGUCCUAUACCCCGCCAUUUUUGACGCCUGUGGUAGGUGGGAAGGAGAAGGAGAAAGAGGUAGGGUUGGCGGGGCUGAUACCGAGUUUGCCGGAUGAUCCAAAGACGAGGUUUUUGGAAGAGUUGGUUGAUGGGGUGCCGAGGCUUAGGGGUGCGCCUGCGUCUGCUGCUGCCGCUGCCCCUGUUCCUGCACCCACUGCCACCACAUCGACGUCUUCAUCCCCUUCCUCCACCUCGCCCGCACCCCACCAACCCCAAGCUCAAAAAGAAAAAGACCACACCUCUCGCAAAACCCGAGAAACCCGCGAAGCCGAGCACGACCUCUCUCGACGCACCCACGCCCAAGCAUGUCUCGCCAAAGUCGGGGUGGACGAGUUCUGGGAACGGAUGGGGUUCAGGCAGGAAUGUGCGUCGGGGGAUGUCACGGGGUUCUUUUCGUUGGAGACUUUGCCUUCUCGUCCUGUGCCGGGGGACGAGCAAGGAGUUGUAGAGCCUUCUGUUUCAGUGGUGGAAGUGCCAAGCCAAACGCUCCUUCCCCCGCCGAUAACGGAUCGUAUCCUGACGGCGUUGACCAACCUCGAUUUCGCCACGCGCGAGCUCGCCAUAGAAGGUUCCGGCAUAUGGCUGGACCAGACUCAAGGUCUUGUCCGGAGCGAAGUGGGCAAGGAAGGGUGGGAGAAGUGUGUGGGGACGGUGGAAGCGAAGGUUGGGGUAGAAGGACAAGGGACAGGGGCCGGGGAAGGGGUUGGUGGGGAGAAGAGGGCGAAGAAGGAGGAGGUUGUCACGAUGUUGCAGCCGAGGAAGAAGAAGAAGGUUGCGUGA